AUGUUUCAUGACUUGCAACAACGUUGUUCUACAAACAACGAUCUGGGCAGCGAGGUGUCACCCUACGGGCCGCUGUGGGACGCUCCACCAGCACCAGUGCCUUAUCCAGACAUCCUGGCCUUUCCGCCAGCCGACCUAGUGUGGUCGGCGGGUUGUGGGCGCGGUAGCUCUCGCGCUCCACCCGGCGGCAAAAAACCACGGCGACGGGUAGCUUCCGUGGCUCAACGCAGGGCCGCCAACAUACGGGAGAGGAGAAGAAUGUUCAACCUCAAUGAAGCUUUCGACAAGUUGCGUAGAAAGGUACCAACAUUCGCUUACGAAAAGCGUCUCUCUCGCAUCGAAACACUUCGUUUAGCGAUAACGUACAUUAGCUUCAUGUGUGAGCUCCUCCACGGGUCUCCGCAGCCUCAUCAUCCACCUCACGCUGCCCUGCAUCCGUCAAGGCAUGUGUUUGAUGCUGAAGUGCCUUGGUGCGCUUGA
Arctia plantaginis is the source of this 480-nucleotide messenger RNA. NCBI's taxonomy places the organism in Eukaryota, Metazoa, Arthropoda, Insecta, Lepidoptera, Erebidae. The record is from the annotation of a GenBank genome assembly.